Messenger RNA from Triticum aestivum (bread wheat), 3942 nucleotides. RefSeq names its product putative disease resistance protein RGA4. Lineage: Eukaryota; Viridiplantae; Streptophyta; Magnoliopsida; Poales; Poaceae. Bases 1 to 3942 code for a protein of 1313 amino acids. The transcript has 6 exons. The record is from RefSeq and is a predicted model, not a curated record. Gene Ontology annotation, molecular function: DNA binding; ADP binding.
AUGGAGGCCGCCGGGAUCGGAUGGCUAGCACAGUCCAUCCUGUCGAGCCCACUGAUCGGCAAGCCCCCUGAUCCCUGGGUCCGUGAGGCCGGCCUCGCGGAAGAAAUCGAAGGGCUCACGUCUGCAAUCAAGGGAGUCCGCGUGGUCGUCUCUGCUGUUGACGGCAGGGAGCUCGGCAACGAGCCACUCGCUGAAUCUCUUGCUGAUCUCAAGGAGGUUCUCUAUGAUGCGGCCAACGUGGUCGACGACCUCGACUACCACAGGCUAAAACAGGGUAAGCCUGCUGAUAUACUGCCAACAAGUAGCAGUCGUGGGAAGAGGCAACGCUCCAAGGCAUGGGACCAUUUUGUGGUUAUAAGAGAUGGUAAUGGAAACCCUGAGAAGGCAAAAUGUAAGUAUUGUCAAAGCGUAGUUCAGUGUAAGACUAUAAACGGGACAGGAGUUUUGAGCAGGCAUAUCAAGAGUGCUGGUUGUAGGGAAAUGGCAAGUCACCAACAGCAAGAACCUUCCUCAAGCAUAGGCAAUGGUACUAGAACAAUUGGUAAUCCAUCCAGAAGUAAAAGGAUGAGAAUUGAUCAUGACUCAACACAAGUCACCACAGAUAACACAAACCCUUGGAACAAGGAAGAAAUUUCCAGCAGGUUACAAGAGAUAAUUAAUCAGUUGCAAGGCAUCCAAGGGGGUUUGAGAGGGAUUCUCGAGAUACUUGGCUUAGACUCUGCUGCAACUUUAAGUAAAUCUCGGAGUACAACACAUGAUCCAUGCCGCAGAACAUCAAAUCUUGUUCAAAGAAAAAUAUAUGGGAGAGCGGCAGAGAAGAAAUUCAUCAUCAAUUUGAUAAGAGAACACAAAUCAGCUGCUGGUGUCACUGUUGUGCCUAUUGUAGGCAUUGGAGGAGUUGGGAAGACAGCUCUCGCUCAAGUUGUGUACAAUGAUCCAGCAGUGGGAAAUCAAUUUGAUCUCAGGAUAUGGAUUUGGGUAUCUAAUAUGUUUGAUGAAGUGAGACUCACAAGGGAGAUGCUAAAUUUUGUGUCUCGGGAAAUACAUCAAGGGCUUUGCAGCUUUGCCAAGCUUCAGGAGGUCUUGAAGAGUAAUCAGCUAUUGGCUCCUUUUACAUCUGAUGGUGCAAACAACAAUUUGAUACUCAUGACAACUAGAAAACCAUCUUUUGCAAAAAGAAGAGGAACAACUGAACCAAUUAAAUUAAGCGCAUUGGGAAAAGAUGAUUUCUAUUUACUGUUUAAAGUAUGUGCAUUUGGUGAUGAGAACUACAAAGAGGAAGAAAGUCUACGUGACAUCGGACAACAAAUAGUUCAAAAGUUAAAAGGAAACCCAUUAGCGGCACAAACUGCCGGAUCAAUAUUAAGAGAGCAUCUUAGCAUUGAACAUUGGACUAGAAAUCUGAGGAAUGAAUAUUGGAAAUCCCUGCAGCUCACUAGCGGCAUCAUGCCUGCUUUGAAGCUUUGCUACGACGGGAUGCCCUUCCAUUUACAACAAUGCUUCUCCUAUUGUUCUAUAUUCCCAUACAAUUAUCAGUUUCCCGCUGAGGAGUUAAUUCAUAUGUGGAUUUCACAGGGAUUUGUGAAGCGUGAUAGUUCAAGUGAGUGUUUGGAGGAGAUAGGGAAGUCCUAUCUAACUGACUUGGUAAACCUGGGUUUCUUUGAACAGGUUGAAGAAAUUGAACAAACCCACAACAUAUCUCGUAGUGAGAAGUUUGAAGAAAAAAUACGUAUUGCAUUUACAUCAGUGAAAACCUUGAGGACAUUGGUUUGGGUAAAUCAUACACAUCUUCGGUAUCUAAAACUUGAGGCCGUUCAUGUUGAGCUGGGUUCACCGUCUCAAGUUAAGAGCAAGUUUUCCCAUCAAAUAUUAGAUGGUUGGCUUACCUCUUUGCAGAUAAUUCAUUUAGAGAACUGUGGACAAGGCUGGAUACUUCCAUGUCUGGAAAGGUUUCCGUUUCUUACAAGGUUGAAGUUGAGCAAUAUGGAGGAAGUAAGAGAAGUAUCAGUUCCAUCAUUGGAGGAGCUAGUUUUAGUUGAGAUGCCAGAUUUGGAGAACUGUUUCUGCACUUCUCUGGGAGAUAUGAACUCUAGUUUAAGGGUACUGGAAAUCCGAGGUUGCCCUGCACUUAAGAUGUUUAAUUUGCUUGAGAAACAUCAUAGCUUCAAAAUGGAGAAUAAUGCAUGGUUGCCCAGUGUUACGAAAUUCGUAAUCUGCGAUUGUCCUCACUUGCAAGUAUUGGCCCCUCUUCGGCCUUCAACUGCAUUUUCUGAGCUUUUAAUCAGAAGAGUUUCAACGUUUCUGACUAUGAAAUGUUUUUCCAUGGAAACGUUUGAAAUUAGGCCAAACUGUCUUUUGGGUGAGUCUUCUGGUGUGAUUAGACUGGACGACAAAAUCUUGGCAUUUCAUAAUUUGAGGGACCUGAAACACUUGGAAAUAAAAGGCUGCAAGAAUCUGGUGUCUAUUUCACUAAUAAGUCUUUCUCAUCUGGUAUCUCUAGAGAGUUUGAGCAUAGAAAAUUGCGCAAAACUCUUCUCUUCAGAUAUUCUGUCACCGCACACACAUGAAGACGUGAUAGCUGCAGAAUAUAAUGCCUUGCCAUAUCUUGAAAGUCUCAGUAUUGUUUCAUGUGGAAUAACGGGGAAAUGGUUGUCUCUGAUGCUUCGACAUGCGCCUGCCAUGAAGGAAUUGGUGAUACAUGACUGUCCAAAGUUGACAGAGUUACGGAUUGAAGGGGGAGGAAACAGUCAGUCGAAUCUUAUCCUAGCCUCGGAGGCCUCAUCAUCAGGAUAUCAAAAUGAUCUGUCGGCAAGCUCGGCUCAAGAUGGAUUGUGGUGCGUUCCAUUAAACAUCACCUCCUCUCUUAAAAAGAUAACUAUUCGUGAAUGCCCUAGUCUAACAUUCGAUGGGAGCAGAGAAGGCUUUGUUGGAUUUACCUCCCUUGAGUAUCUACAAAUUUGGGAAUGCCCCGAGCUGUUCUCAUCUUUGGUGCACGAAAGAUUGCUCCUCCCGCAAUCACUUAGUGAAAUCGCACUAUUUAUGUAUUCCCAGGAAACCCUGCAGCCCUGCUUUCCGAAUAACCAUACUUGCCUCAAAGAUUUAGAAGUACGUCAUAGCCAAAGGUUGAAGUCUCUAACACUGCACUCCUGCAAAUCGCUCGCUGCAUUACACGGCAUGGAAUCACUUGGAACCCUCCGGUCUUUGGCAUUAUAUGAGAACUCAACUUUGGAAUUUCUACAGCUGGAAUCCUUCACGCUGUUGGAAGAUUUGAGAAUUUACUACUGUACUUCGCUCCUCACACUAGAAGGCUUGCGAUCCACCAUGAACCUCAGGUGUUUGAGAGUAGUCAGAUCCCCUAUCGAGGCACUUACAAGUGCCGGAGAGAGUUACGAGCUAAUAGAUGGAAUUUUCCCUAGACUGGAAAGUCUUACUAUCGAUGAUUCAUCUCGCCUUAUGACAUCAUUCUACAAGGGCCUCACCUGCCUCCAACAACUAGAACUAUAUAGUUUGGAAGAGGAGAGACUAACAGAUGAGCAAGAGAGAGCGUUUCUGCUCCAUAGGUCCCUGCAAAAUCUCCAAUUUAUGCAUUGUGAUGACCUCCUGAAUCUUCCGGCAGGGCUGCACGGCCUACCAUCCCUCAAAACAUUGAUGAUCUACAAUUGUAAUCACAUUUCACGACCGCCGAAGGAGGGCCUCCCACUUUCGCUGGAGAAACUGCUUUUAUGUUAUUGUGAUGAUCUCGUAGAUCUUCCGGCGGGGCUGCACAGCCUUCCAUCCCUCAAGACAUUGAAGAUCGAAUGUUGUCAUCGCAUAUCACAGCUGCCGAAGGAGGGUCUCCCACCCUCGCUGGAAGAGCUAGAGAUCAACUAUUGCAGCAAAAAGCUGUCAAAACAAUGCAGAUCGCUAGCAACAAGCAAGCUAAAGGUCAAAAUUACUGGAUGA